GUAUGGACGAUAAGUGCAUUCUCUCUGAUAAUCAGGUAAAAGUUACGUUUGAAGCAUCUCGUGAAAAAUUUAUAGAAAUUCGAAGUCAAGCUUUAUUGCUCUUUGGCUUUAGGUCUCGUGCAAAAGAAAUGCCAGAUCUUAAAUCAGCUGUAAAGGCAAUCAAUCCAUAUAAAAGUAGUGGUUUUAUUACUCAAGAAGAAAUAAUGACUAGGAAGUUAGAUAAUCCUGAAUAUUGUCCUAUAGCUCCAGUUCUUCCAUCAUAUAAGCCAAAGAUGAGUAAUGAAAUUCAGGAUCUUUUUGAUUCUAUACCUAUUACCAAUAACACUACUUCAGAAUGCGUGAAGCAUAGAUCAUUUGACUUAUCUAGUGAUGCGAUUUAUGAAAAAGCUUUACCAUUAAGAAUGCCAACUCAAAAACAAUUAAUUGGUUCAGAUGAAGAGGAUCCUUCUCAAGAUAUAUGCCAUAUCGAUACUAUUAUUAGUGAAGCCAGCAUAGAUGAGAAAAAAAUACCCGAAUUAUUAAUUUCUCUAUCUUCAGAACUCCUUAUUAAAAACAAAUCGGAUAUUGAUACUCUUAUUCUUCUUUUACAGCAAAAAUUCCAAAU
Messenger RNA from Diversispora eburnea, 604 nucleotides. The record is from the annotation of a GenBank genome assembly. NCBI's taxonomy places the organism in Eukaryota, Fungi, Glomeromycota, Glomeromycetes, Diversisporales, Diversisporaceae.